Molecule: messenger RNA, 1332 nt
Organism: Trichobilharzia szidati
Lineage: Eukaryota; Metazoa; Platyhelminthes; Trematoda; Strigeidida; Schistosomatidae
Source: the annotation of a GenBank genome assembly
AUGUUUAACUUCUAUCGACGUUUUAUACCUUCAUGUGCCCCCACUGUACAACCCCUAACCGAUCUUCUCAAAUGUGAUCCAAAAAAAUUUCAACUGUCAAACCAAGCGAAAGAAGCAUUCGUUAACGCUAAAGAAGCGCUAUCCAAGGUUGUCAUGCUUUCCCACAUCGACCACAUCCAGUUUAUCGAAGGAGAUUCCAAUAUUGUAGCCGAUUCUUUUUCUCGAUGUGAUGUUAAUCAGCUUCUAUCUUCGAUAGACAUUAGCUCAGACAAUAUCGUCAAGUUGCAGAAAAAUGACGCCGAACUUCAUACUUGUAGACGAAAGUCCUCCCUACAGUUGCAGGAUAUACCUAUUCCUCUGUCUGAUACAACUAUCAUCUGCGACGUUUCUACCGGCGUUCAUCGACCUUUUGUUCCACAAAGUUGUCGAAAACCUUUAUUUGAACAUCUACAUUCUCUGUGUCAUCCUGCAGUACGUGCUACGGUUAAGUUAAUCAGUGAGCGUUUCGUUUGGCCUAAAGUGAACUCCAAUAUUCGGAGAUGGGCACGCCAAUGCUUGCAAUGUCAAACGUCCAAGAUACAUCAUCACACCGUCACAACUACAAAGCAGUUCAACUUACCAGAUAAACGAUUUCAGCAUGUGCAUAUAGAUAUCGUUGGACCAUUACCAUCAUCCAGAGGUUUUACCCAUAUCCUUACAGCUAUUGAUCGACUCACUCAAUGGGCUAUUGCUUGUCCGCUCAACGACAUAUCUGCAGAAAAUACCGCUUUGGUUUUCCUAGAUCGUUGGGUGUCAAACUAUGGAGUACCAACAACGAUUACAACAGACCGAGUAGCUCAAUUUCAAUCAACUCUGUUUCGACAGCUUACGAGACUCCUUGGAGUGAACCACAUCUCCACUACAGCUUAUCAUCCUGCGGCGAAUGGUCUGGUGGAACGUUUCCAUCGACAACUGAAAAGCUCUUUGAUGCCACAAGCUGAUUCAUCUAAGUGGAGUGAACACCUACCAUUAGUUCUCCUCAGUAUCCCGUCAAGUAUCAAAGAAGACUUGGGAUGUAUACCUGCUCAUCUCGUGUAUGGUACUACCCUCACAUUACCUGGUCAGUUAGUUCCUUCUAACGAUUCAACUGAUGUAAAUACCUCCGAUUUUACCAGCCAUCUUACUCAACAAAUGCUUCAACUUCGACCAGUAGCCCCUCGCCAGUCAUUUCAAAAAGCUCAAGUUAACAAGGAUCUACUCACUUGCAAAUUUGUAUUUGUUCGCGUCGAUGCCAUUAGAAAAGGCUUACAACAUCCAUAUGAAGGUUCUUUUUCCAGUACUCAAAGGCACUGA